AUGGCGGACUCCAAUUUCCCGCGGUUCACGGCAAUCAUCGUCGGCGGCAGUCUAGUCGGCCUGACAACAGCGUUGGCACUGGAAAAAGCUGGGAUCAACUAUGUCCUGUUGGAGAAGGGGGAUAUUGCGCCACAUCUGGGUGCGUCUAUAUCCAUACACCCACACACUCAGAGAGUAAUGGAACAGCUUGGUGUAUGGCCUGAGAUCAAAGCCACUGCUGUGCCGCUGGACAUACGGAAGCACUAUGACAGAAAGGGCAAGUUGUUUGAGGACUCUUCAAUCCUGCAAGAAAUCUCAAAGAUGACCUCUCAACGAUGGACUACCUUUAUAGAGCGAAGAUUUAUGCUCAGUUGUAUCUAUAACCAAAUUGAGGACAAGUCUCAUGUUCGGACCCAAACCUGCGUGGCUUCAUUCACCGAGACAGAAGACGGCGUUGAGGUGAUCACAGACAAAGGUGAAACCGUUAAAGGAGACAUUCUCCUUGGUGCCGAUGGUAUCCAUAGCACAAUACGGAAACUUAUGGCAGACAAAGUCGCCAUCACGGAUCCCACUGCAUCACAAGAAAUGCAAGCUGGUUUCACAAGCACCUAUCAUUGUAUUUUUGCAACGUCCAAAAACGCUAGAGUAUCCGAUGGCACGCAGUUCCUGCCAAGUGGGGGCGUGCAUAACGUCUAUUACCCAGGCUUCUCUGGCGUCGUCGCGAUAGGCGUCCCCGGCUUUGCCUAUUGGUUCAUGUUUGUGAAGAGUGAAAAACAAACAAGAAUGCCCGAGAUACCCAAGUUUACGGAAGAAGAGACUGAGGCCACCAUUGCUAAAUAUGGGGGCUAUGCGCUGGGCCCAGGCUACACGUUCAAAGAUUUAUGGGAUAGUAGGGUCAAAGCGAAUAUGCUAUCCCUCGAAGAUGGAGUUCUGAAGUCGAAGUGGAAUACGGGUGGUCGCGUGGCUUUAAUGGGCGACUCAGUACAUAAAUCGACCAUAAACGUUGGUCUUGGCGGCAAUUUGGCUGUCGAGGGCGUUGUUCAUCUUGUAAAUGGACUGGUGCCCUUGGUAAGACAAUGCGAUGAAAGCGGAAGAAAGCCAACCAAAACUGAAAUCACGGCUGUAUUGGAUGCCUACGAAGAGAAGCAGCGGCCACAUGCAAAGACAAUUGUCACAAUGUCCAGAUAUGUUACCCGCUAUGAGGCAAUGGAGACGUGGUGGCUGAGGCUCUUGCGCCGGGUAUCUCCAUGGGUCAGUGACAAGACAAAGGCGAAAGCAUUCGUUGGGUAUAUUAAUGAAGCGCCGUGGCUAAACUUCUUGCCAGACCCAUACGAAAAGCAGUAG
Trichoderma gamsii is the source of this 1323-nucleotide messenger RNA. Its product is annotated as FAD binding domain-containing protein. NCBI's taxonomy places the organism in Eukaryota, Fungi, Ascomycota, Sordariomycetes, Hypocreales, Hypocreaceae. Gene Ontology annotation, molecular function: FAD binding. The coding region runs from base 1 to 1323 and encodes 440 amino acids. The record is from RefSeq and is a predicted model, not a curated record. The transcript is spliced from 2 exons.